This is a messenger RNA of Cheilinus undulatus (humphead wrasse), 642 nucleotides long. Its product is annotated as late histone H2A.2.2. The transcript has 2 exons. The record is from RefSeq and is a predicted model, not a curated record. Gene Ontology annotation, molecular function: structural constituent of chromatin; protein heterodimerization activity; DNA binding. Gene Ontology annotation, cellular component: nucleosome. Lineage: Eukaryota; Metazoa; Chordata; Actinopteri; Labriformes; Labridae. The coding region runs from base 168 to 584 and encodes 138 amino acids.
GUGCUGUCAGAGGUUGGUGAUCAUGGUGAGUCCAUGCAGCAUUGGAAGCAGGUGUGAACAAUCUACUAAUGACUGCCUGAGUGGAAUAAAAGCAGAGCUGAGAGUUUCAAAGUGAAGCUGCUGUCUCAUCUAGAAAGAACUGCACGACACUGACAAACUGAUAAGAGAUGUCUGGUCGUGGAAAGAAAGCUGCACCCCAAAAGAGCUCUUCAGUGUCCCGGUCAUCCAGGGCAGGAAUCACUUUCCCCGUAGGCCGUAUCCACAGGCUGCUGAGGAAAGGCAACUAUGCAGAGCGGGUUGGCAACGGCUCUGCAGUGUACCUGGCCGCUGUCCUGGAGUACCUCUGUGCUGAAAUCCUGGAACUGGCAGGAAACGCCAGCCGAGACAACAAGAAGGGGCGCAUCGCCCCUCGGCACAUCCUGUUGGCGGUGAAGAACGAUGAGGAACUCAACAAACUGCUAGCAGGGGUCACGAUCUCAGAGGGUGGUGUCCUCCCAAACAUCCAGGCGAGCCUCCUUCCCAAAAAGACCAAAGCAUCCAAGGCUGACGACACAGUUAAAGAUGUCCAGUCUCAAGACUUUUAAAUGUGACUGUGCAAUGGCUUAUAUUUUUUUCAAAUAUUAAAGUUAUUAGUCUUUUAAA